This is a messenger RNA of Akanthomyces muscarius, 363 nucleotides long. RefSeq lists its product as uncharacterized. Lineage: Eukaryota; Fungi; Ascomycota; Sordariomycetes; Hypocreales; Cordycipitaceae. The transcript is spliced from 3 exons. The record is from RefSeq and is a predicted model, not a curated record. The coding region runs from base 1 to 363 and encodes 120 amino acids.
AUGGCUCGGACGCACUUCGUCCCAGCACGCGACUCCCGACAUCAUGCAGCUGUGGUCGCUUUGUAUCGGGCGCUUACCAGGACGGCGAAGAAGAUCACCCUGCCGGACCAUGUGGGUGUCGUCUCAGCACGUUCCUGCCCUAUACAAUCGAUACUGCGCCGCCGAUUCGAGAAGAAUGCCAAAGACACUAGCCCCAGGCUCGUUUUUGCCGCACUGACGGCUGGCUACAAGUUUCUAUCAUUCUUCAAUAAAUCUCAAGAUGUCAACUCGGCCGAACACCAGCAAAUCAGCCGCUCCUUACGAAAAAAUACAAGCCUGGAGAAACUCCAAAAUAUGUUUCAAGCGCAUAUCCUCGACCGCUGA